This is a messenger RNA of Ordospora colligata OC4, 2664 nucleotides long. RefSeq lists its product as uncharacterized. The transcript has a single exon. The record is from RefSeq and is a predicted model, not a curated record. Lineage: Eukaryota; Fungi; Microsporidia; Ordosporidae. Bases 1 to 2664 code for a protein of 887 amino acids.
AUGCACAGUAAUCCUGACGAGACGGUAUUUGCAGAGGAUGCACAUGGAUUAGAAGAUCGAUGUAUAUGUGACGAUUAUAUUGAUUCUCUGUGUGAUUCUAAAAAUGGAAUGGAAGAGGUGAAAAAUAUGCUUGAGAGUAUGAGGAAGAUGCUAGAGAUUGGAGAUGAUGAAGGGAUUUCAGAGAUUGUGAUUAACGUUGUGGGUGACGAAAGCAUUUAUGCGAGGAUGAAUGAAUUAUGGAACUCUGGAGAGUGGGAUAUGGAUGAUAUUUUUUUCUAUAUUGUAAUUUGGCUCAGAAUGCGUAGGUUCCGAUUUGAUAUGAAAACAGCUGAGAAUGUCGACUUGGCGCUGAAGCAUGGAUUAUGUGUUGUUGAAAAGCAAAUCAAUAAAUGGAAGGAGAUAUGCAUGAUGUCGAUAUUGAAAGAAAUGAAGAAUUAUGCAGAGAAUGAUAUUUUAGGAUGGAACAGAGAAGCGAUUUUGAUGUUUCUAUGGAAGGUUUGUAUUGGAAGGUGUGGAGCAAAUGGCACUACGAGGGUUUUUGCAUUGAACCUGUGUAUGCAGAUGAGUAUGACUACAGAUCUAAUUGAUAUUCGAGACAUUGUUCUAAAGGUUGAAGAGAUGAAGGACUUUGAUGUUGGGGAGAUGAGCUAUGGAGAUAUGGUGAUUCUACAGAUAUAUUGGAAAAAGUCGUUUAUUGAAGGUGUUUUUUGUAAAGACAGGCAUGAAUGCGUUGUUGAGAGAUUGUUUGAUCGAUAUAUGUGCUAUGGAGAAGAUGGCAGAUAUCACACAAGGCUCAGGUUGUUUGAAUAUAAGUCUAUUGAGUCAGUGAUUCUGUGUGUAUCAUUUGUGAAGUGUUUUAUCCAAAAAUUUAAUGGCAGCGAAGACAAGUUUAAUGCAAAGGUUUUGAGUGUUUUGAUACGAAGGAUGACAGAGAUAGCAGCAGAUGCUAAAGAAAACGAGUAUUUUGGAUGUUUGUUUGGAAGCACAAAGCCAAUCGUAGUAGUUGGAACGAUGCUUCAGUCACUCGUGCUACUACUGCUGAGAAAGAUGAGUGACAAGAAGUGUGGUAAUCAGGUGAAGGCAGCAAGGAUUCUAAGUAGAAUAGAUAGAUUGGGUAUUUUGCCUGGAAAGAAGAUAAAAAACAAAAUGAUAAAGAUCGUGAAGCAACAGAUUGCACGAAAGCAGGAGGAGAUUGUGGAUGCAUGUAUCAAUGUGUUGUAUUGCAUAGAUCCAGAUGCGUUACAGAUAGAGAUGCAAAGGCCUUAUUCUAUGCCGACAAGAAGGAAGAUGUUUGAAAAGACUAAGAAUGGAAAGCAAUCUGAGGAGAGUUAUAGAACAUAUAUUGAGUUGCUAAACAAUGGAGCAGCAAAUGAUGUUGCUUAUGAAAUCAAAGAUUCAAACAUUUUUGCACGAGUUUUUCAUGCAAUAGGUAGAAGACGAGUGUGUAAAUUUCUUGAAAUAAGCAUGAAUGAAGUGAAAGAUGUUUAUGUUGCAGAGUUGGCUGUUUGGUAUUCAAAGGAGCGUCCAGAUAGGUUUGAUGUUGUUUAUAUGUCAUCGAUUCUGCUUGAUUCUGGCGAGGACAUAGUCAAGAGCAGGAAUGUUGUGUUUUAUAACUACAUAUUGAGGAUUUUGAUAAACAUACACUACAAGAUGGCGCUUGAGCUUCGUCGCAGAGUUUUUUUAUUUUUGAGGAAGUUGGUGUUCUAUGGGCCAUAUACAAAGAAUUCAGGGACGCUUAUAAAUUUUUUAGGAUAUGCAGGAAUGGAGUUUCAACGACGAACGGAUUAUUUCCUUGCCAUACUUGGAGCAUGCGGAAGUGUUUUUUUGAGAGAAUAUCUCUGUGAUUAUACCUGGUCGAUUAAUAAGGAGCUUGGACUUGUGUACAGCCUAAGAUUUGAUCCUGAGCUAGGAGUGAUGUACAAAUGGAAAAUUGAUGAGAUACUAUCCAGGAUAUGCGAUAAGGUAGAAGUAAAGGAAGCAGCAGUGUGUAUAGAGCUUCUUGUGUUCUUAAGGGAGUCGAUUGAGGAAGAAGGGAGGUGUUUUGAGUUUGCAUUUGAUGUUGUGGCAAAUAGUUGCAAGACAAUGAUCUGUGGAGCGAAUAAUGCGAAUCGAGAUGUUUGCAGGGAGUCAUGCAUGCUUCUCAGUGCAGGAAUUAUUGCAAGAGCGAUUAUUCCCGAUGUGUGUAUUCCUGUUGUAUUUCAGUGGUUGCCGGUGUCGUCAGAGAUCGUGCAAAUGUAUUUUACAAGUGUGAUAAGCACGAUUGGAAGCAUUAUUGAUAAUAAAGUUUGCAGGUUCAAGAAUGAGGGAUGUAUAAGUGAGUUCAAAACGAUAUAUGAAAUAUAUUUGAGCUCGCCAAGUAAAAUAGUGCUUGUGGAGAAGUUGAUUGAGAUUUUUGACUCAUGUGCAAUUAAAACAUAUUAUUUGAUGGUGCAGGUGAUGAGAUUUGAUAAAAGAAUGAGGAUGAAAGUGAUGAAGAGUGUUGAAGAGGCGCUUUACCUGUAUGAUUUAUCAGAAGACAGGCUUGUUAUGAAGAUAUGUGAGCUUUUUUGUUCAUGCAAUAUCAGUAGAUAUACAGAUAUUCGAAUUAGUGAUGAAAAUGUAUUAUUUUGCAAGGAGCCGGAACUUGAAGAGAUUGAAAAUCUUCAGUUAUGCAUAAUAAAAUAA